UUGUCCAUCUUCCACUCCCACCAUUGUCUUUGGUUUCGUCUUACUCUCUACCUCUAAAACCCUAAAUCAUUUUACUUCCACCAUGUCUCUCACUCACCUCCUCCGCCGUAUCUGUACCACCACCACCACUUCUCGUAGCCCUCUUUCGAUCUCGUUCCUCCACCAACGAAUCCACAACAUCUCACUUUCCCCGGAAAAUGAAGAUCCGCAGACGAACACUGGUUAUAAUCAGGUUUCAGAGACAAACCCAAACUCUAAUCCAAUUCCAGCCAAUGAUCCUUCUCAAUUCCAGAUUCCUCAGAAUCAUAUACCUCCGAUUCCCUAUCCACCGAUCCCGCAGCGCACCAUGUCCUUCUCGUCAGCCGAAGAAGCCGCAGCUGAACGCCGCCGCCGCAAACGUCGUCUCCGAAUUGAACCUCCUCUUCACGCUCUCCGACGAGAUCCUUCGGCUCCUCAUCCAAAACGUGAUCCAAACGCGCCACGGCUUCCGGACUCAACCUCCGCACUCGUCGGCCAAAGGCUUAACCUUCACAACAGAGUCCAGUCGCUGAUCAGAGCAUCGGAUCUCGACGCUGCGUCACGCCUUGCUCGCCAGUCUGUGUUUUCGAAUACGCGACCCACCGUGUUCACCUGUAACGCUAUCAUAGCCGCUAUGUAUCGAGCCAAGCGUUAUAGUGAUUCGAUUUCUCUGUUUCAGUACUUCUUCAAGCAGUCUAACAUCGUUCCCAAUGUAGUCUCUUACAAUCAGAUCAUCAACGCUCAUUGUGACGAAGGGCAUGUGGAUGAAGCUCUUGAAGUUUACCGCCACAUAUUGGCUAAUGCUCCUUUUGCUCCAUCCUCAGUUACUUAUAGACAUUUGACCAAAGGUUUGGUUCAAGCUGGAAGGAUUGGAGAUGCUGCGAGUUUAUUACGGGAGAUGUUGAGUAAAGGUCAAGCUGCGGAUUCGAUGGUGUACAGCAAUCUGAUCAAGGGGUAUUUGGAACUUGGUGAUUUAGAUAAGGCUAAUGAGUUCUUUGAUGAAUUGAAGUCUAAGUGUACUGUUUAUGAUGGGAUUGUGAAUGCGACCUUUAUGGAGUACUGGUUCGAGAAAGGAAAUGAUAAGGAAGCCAUGGAGUCCUACAUGUCUUUGUUAGAUAAGAAAUUUAGAAUGCAUCCGCCAACUGGGAAUGUUCUUUUGGAAGUUUUUCUUAAGUAUGGUAAGAAGGCAGAAGCUUGGGCUUUAUUCAAUGAGAUGCUGGAUAAUCACACUCCUCCGAAUAUCCUUUCCGUGAAUUCGGAGACGGUUUGUUUAAUGGUCAAUGAAUGUUUCAAGAUGGGAGAGUUUAGCGAAGCGAUUAAUACAUUCAAGAAGGUCGGAAGUAAGCCCACCUCCAAACCGUUUGUGAUGGAUUAUGUUGGUUACUGUAACAUAGUCACGAGAUUCUGUGAACAAGGGAUGUUAACAGAGGCUGAAAAGUUCUUUGCUGAAGGCGUGUCUAAAUCUUUGCCUGCUGAUGCUCCAAGCCAUAGAGCAAUGAUCGAUGCUUAUCUCAAGGCAGAGAGAAUCGACGAUGCUCUCCAGAUGUUGAACAGGAUGGUGGAUGUGAAUCUAAGGGUGGUUGCUGAUUUUGGUACGAGGGUCUUUGGUGAGCUGAUUAAGAAUGGUAAGUUCACGGAAUCUGCUGAAGUUUUGACUAAGAUGGGAGAGAAGGAACCGAAACCAGAUCCUUCGAUUUAUGAUGUUGUGGUUAGAGGGCUUUGUGAUGGUGGUGCACUUGACGAAGCCAAGGACAUUAUUGGUCAGAUGGUUGGACAUAAUGUUGGGGUUACUCCGGUGCUGCGGGAAUUCAUCAUCGAGGUUUUUGAAAAAGCGGGACGUCGUGAGGAGAUUGAGAAAACCUUAAAUUCGGUUGCCCGGCCUGUUAGAAACUUUGGGAAAAUUGAUAACACUCCACCUAGUGUAACCGGCGUGUUUGGAACCACACUUGCAGCUCCCCAGCAGCCUAGAGACAGGACCUCAUGGCCGAGCCAAGGGACGGGGCUGCCAAAUUCAGGUUGGGGCAAUGGAACUGCAGGUCAAACAGCAGGAGGAACUUACAAGGCUAAUAAUGGCCAGAAUCCGUCGUGGUCCAACACUUCAGUUAACCAGCAGCAGCAAUCGUGGUCUAAUCAGACAGGAGGGCAACAGCCACAAUCAUGGUCGAGUCAGGCACCAGGAUAUCAACAGCAGCAGUCUUGGUCUCAGCAUCAGGGUUGGUCAAGUCCUUCAGGUCAACAGCAUCUAGGGGCUAAUCAGACGCCUGGCCAGCAGCAACAGUGGGGUAAUCAUAACACUGGUCAUCAGCAAUCGUGGGCUAACCAGCAGCAACCAGGGGCCAAUCAGAAUAGUGGUCAUCAGCAAUCAUGGCCUAAUCAAACUCCUACCCAGCAGCAAUCAUGGCCUAAUCAAACUCCUACCCAGCAGCAACCAUGGGCUAAUCAGACUACCAGCCAGCAGCAACGGUGGGGCAAUCAGACAACCAGUCAGCAGCAGCAGUGGCCUAAUCAGACAGCUGGCCAGCAGUCAGCGUGGACAGGGCAGCAACAGUGGUCUGAUCAGACAGCUAGCCAUCAACAGUCACAGUGGUCAAAUCCUGCACCAGGACAGGUGGCUAAUCAGAGAUCGUGGUCAAACUCUGUGGGCAGUCAUCUCCCUCAACAACAGGUGUCAGGGUCCUCCCAUGAGUUGCAAGACAGAGAUGAAAAGAAGGUAGCGGAGUUGGGGAAUUAGUUUGACGCAUCUUCUACUGAACCAUCAUUCUCCUCAUAGUUAAUUUGCCUUUUGCUUUGUGGUCGCAAUUUUUGCAAACUUAUUAUUUAAGGUUCAACAUCAUAAUCUAAUACGUUUUUCUUGAUC
Messenger RNA from Capsella rubella, 2875 nucleotides. Its product is annotated as pentatricopeptide repeat-containing protein At1g10270. Bases 83 to 2749 code for a protein of 888 amino acids. NCBI's taxonomy places the organism in Eukaryota, Viridiplantae, Streptophyta, Magnoliopsida, Brassicales, Brassicaceae. The record is from RefSeq and is a predicted model, not a curated record. Gene Ontology annotation, cellular component: chloroplast. The transcript has a single exon. Gene Ontology annotation, molecular function: protein binding.